CAGCUAAUCUGUUCCGCAAAGAUCGAAUUUGUGGUAAUACUGUUCUCAAUUGUGACCCUGACUCUCAUAAAGCUUAGCUUCUUGUUCUUCUAUGCCAGGAUAUUUAUUUACGACAGUAAAAAUGUUAGGAGCUUUCGAAAUAUCUCUGUGUACCUUUGUAUGCUCAUUGUCAUUCUUUGGUUCCUCGGUUUUACUAUUACUUACCUUUCCGCAUGUCGGGAUGACUUUACUGCUCGUUGGUCAGGCAUUGCGUUUCAGACAAAGUGCAUCAACACUUUCUGGAUGCUUUAUAGUCUAGCAGUAUCCGAUUUCGUAAUGGACUGUCUGAUAAUUAUAAUUCCAGUCCCCUUAGUCUGGAAACUUCAUCUCACGCCAAAACGCAGACUAGGAGUUUCCAUAGUGUUUCUCCUAGGGUCUCUGGCUACAGCGGCAUCACUUGUUCGAUUGAUCUGGCUUCAAUGGGUUGUCGAUGUAGGCGCUACACCACAGGCACAUUCAGACCCACUAUCACUCAUAUCUACUGGGAUAUUUUGGUACUUGGUUGAGGUGACAGUAGCCCUGCUUGCAGUUUGCCUGCCUCCACUUCCAGGGAUUCGGCGCACGCAACCAGUACAGAAAGUCAUCCGAAGUGUCCAGAGCAAGUUUUCUCUAAGAUCCAGAUCUUCC
Messenger RNA from Aaosphaeria arxii CBS 175.79, 666 nucleotides. RefSeq lists its product as uncharacterized. The record is from RefSeq and is a predicted model, not a curated record. The transcript has 3 exons. The annotation marks the transcript as partial. Lineage: Eukaryota; Fungi; Ascomycota; Dothideomycetes; Pleosporales.